Molecule: messenger RNA, 1883 nt
Organism: Benincasa hispida (wax gourd)
Lineage: Eukaryota; Viridiplantae; Streptophyta; Magnoliopsida; Cucurbitales; Cucurbitaceae
Product: membrane protein of ER body 2-like
Source: RefSeq, a predicted model, not a curated record
AUAGCAAGUGGCCAUUUUCCUUCACAUUCUAAAAAUGCUAAUAAAAGCCCCCCCUCUUCCACUCUUUUUUUUUUUCUCCGUAGAGCCUUAAGCUUCGGACACCGAUAUUCUCGUGUGAGCGACCGUACCAGACCGCAGCCUUGCUUGUAAUGGAAGACGUUGCAGCGAUGCCGGCGGCGGUUGAACCCAUUGCCGGAGAUACAAAGUCACGUGAGAAGCACCUGACCACAGUUUCGUCUUCUGAUAGCGAUGAAAUGUACUCAGACGGAUCACCUAAAGAAAUUCUAAAAUCAGGUGGCAAAGCAAUUGCUCCAACUGGAGAAGCUGAUAUCAUUUACAUCCCUCAUGUGAUCGACAAGACUCUAAUUUUAAAUCGUAAUAAUAACGACAAAAAUCAUGAUAAUUUAACACCACCUUCCACCGUGUCGCUUCUCGACAUCGGUGGGGGCAAUAGCGUUACUGAGAUUAUAUAUCGAAAACCCUUCGAAGAUGAACGAGAACUAUACUUACAAACUCUCUACGAGUUACCUAAUUCUCACAACUUCUAUUGCCCCAACUGCAAAAAUUGCAUUACAAAAGUGAUCAUUCUCCGUGACACUCCAUCGUCGCCAUCGCGGUCUCCUCGGCCACUGUCGGAUUCGAAGGAUGGAGCAUAUGAGGCGCUACCGUCAUCGACUAAUAUACCGACCGAGACACGGCCACGGAGCCCCGGACUGGAUGUCAUCGGAGAGGUUGGUGUGGAUGAUGGUGAGAUCCAUUCCAGCGAAGAGGGUGGUGGAAGGAUCAUAUGCAGCAAUUGCUUUAGUUUUCUUCUUCCAAUUGGUGCUUGGAUCUCUUCUCAAUUAGGAUUUGGUCAGAAAAAGCCAGCAAUUCCAACUCCAACUGAUAUAGGAGGAACUGCCCCUACAAGCCAUGCUGGUUCUCCUACCAUUAUUUCUCGUGAACCAGUCAUUGAAGUUGAAGGUGGCGACUCAAUCGCCAUUACGAUUCCUCCGGUCAGCACCGAACAAGCGUCGGGCCGAAGAGGAGGCAGAAGUUUGGAGAUAAUGAAGAGCAUUGUGUAUGGAGGUUUAACUGAAGUCAUCACAAGUUUGGGCAUUGUAACCUCUGCAGCAAGUGCAAGUACUCCAACAGAGAAUAUUGUAGCUUUGGCAUUGGCAAACUUGAUUACGGGUCUUAUUGUCAUCACAAACAAUCUCUCUGGACUCAAGUCAAACCAACUCAAGAAAGAAUCAAAUGAAGGAGUUGAUCAAGCAGAAGUAGAUCCAUAUGAAGAAACCUUAGGGGACAGACACCAUUACCUUCUUCACUUCACAACUGCCAUCCUAUCAUUCUUGGUCUUCGGACUUCUGCCUCCGCUCGUUUAUGGUUUCUCGUUCCGUGACACCGACGACGGCGAUCUCAAGCUCGCGGCCGUAGCAGUCUCCUCUCUUCUAUGCAUUGCCUUACUCGCGAUCGCAAAAGCUUAUGUUCAAAAGGCAAACAAUUGGCAAGAGUAUGCCAAAACCCUAGUUUAUUACAUUACUCUAGGGUUUGGGGCCUCAGGUUUGUCCUACUUAGCAGGCAAGGAGUUCAAUAUGCUUCUUGAGCAACUUGGCUGGUUUAAGAAAGACCCAAAUGCCCCCACUUUGUUACUUCCUAAUAUGGACUUGGCAAAGCCUACAUGGGGAUCCAUAUGAAGGAUGUACUUGCAGAAGUUUUUAGGUGUGUUUGUUUUUGUGUUUGUUUUUGUUGAGUGAAGAGAUUUCUCUAUUGAGUGUUUUGAGGUUUCAAAUGGGUAAUUAUUAGAAAAAUAAGGGUUUAUAUGUAUUGUGUAGUAAGUACUUUGGGGCUUUUUGUUCUUGCUAAAUUUUUUGGCUUCACACUCUUUACUUGUUUAUAUU